CCAGCGCCGCGCACAACGCUCUGACCUUCGUGGUCGCCGUUGCCAACCAUGGCCAACUUCACACUCUUCCGUCUAGCUCGAUUCAUACGCUCUAUCUUCGUACCCACGGCGUCCAUCAUCGCCUUCUCUUGCAUUCUCUCAUUCGUCUUCAUCCUGUACCAACCGACACCUGGGCCCGGAAGCAUACAACGACUUGGCUGGCAGUCUUGGGAGGUCGUUAACGAGUAUGUGGGUCAGGCUUCGACUGCGCAAGGUGCCUCGGAAGACUUGGAAUAUCCCACCGUAGGGAACAGUAUCCCAGACGGCGUGGAUUGGUGGAAUGUCACGACCGGGUCGGACACAGUAGACACCGCCAGUCUACCUCUCGACAUUUGGGAUCCGUUGAUGCAACAUGACACCGGACUAUCCGAGAUACAUGUCACGGAAUGCAUGGUCGACCCUUUCUUCGUCCCGUACAUUGCACCAGACCUAUGCUAUCCCUCGUCGACGAAGCAGGACGAUGCGCUGAAGGGCAAAUGGGUGCGCGUUGAGCGCAACCUCAAGGAGCAACUGAGCCUCAAGAGCCUGAACGUGUUCUACCGCCGAACGCGGAGACAUGAUAUUCCCCUUGUGUCAGAGCUCCGGGUCCUGCCGGACAAGGAGACCCCCUCCCCGUUCAGCAGUGCGUGGAACAGAGUCGCGCAUCCCAUCAACCCCGCAGGAGAGAAACGCUACCUGUGGUACAAGACCGACCGGACGUGGCGCGACAUGACAGAAGCUGAGCGUCGGACCGACAUUGUAACCGAAAUCGACGUGCUGUUUGGCUCCGACGAGCCCUGGUAUGGAUUCGAGAGGACAAACGCCGCGACCUUCGAUGGGACAGACAAGAAGGAGCCAGUAUGGUUGACGUACCGGAAGGGUGUCAAACCUCCUCCGCGCGCGCCGCCGCUGCACUUCUCUCGCGACGGAAAGUUCAAAAUCAUGCAGGUCGCGGACCUCCACUACUCCGUCAGCGUCGGCUCUUGCAGAGACACCAUCAUGAAUCCCUGCACCGGCUCGGACAACCUCACCUCUACACUGCUCGGACGUAUGCUCGACGCGGAGAAGCCGGACCUUGUCGUCUUCACCGGUGACCAGCUCAACGGCCAGGGCACGUCAUGGGACGAACAGUCUGUGCUUGCGAAGUUCUCGAAGGCUCUCACUCAGCGGGGUAUUCCGUGGGCAGCGGUCUUCGGAAACCACGAUGACGAAGAUGGUUUGAGCAGAGAGACGCAAAUCAAAUACAUGAAGGGUCUGCCGUACAGCUUGGUCGAGACUGGUCCGAAGGACAUCCACGGUGUUGGGAACUACGUCCUCAAAGUGUGGAGUGCGGAUCCCUCGAAAACGCACUUGUUGACCCUCUACUUCUUGGAUUCUGGAGCUUACUACGCCGGCAUCAUGGGCUGGUUCGGCUUCCAGCCGACAGAGUACGACUUCAUACGACAAGACCAGAUUGACUGGUUCCUCCAAGAGUCCUCUGCCAUCGACGCCAUCCAGCGGCCAUUCACGCCAGACACCGGAAAGGACCUGGGAGACAUCUGGGCGCGCCAGUCCGCCGACCAGGUCGUCCCGAGCACGCGGCGGCUCGCGAAGCCCAACGCGCUCAUGUUCUUCCACAUUCCCAUGGCAGAAAGCUACGCCGCCGCGGACAUCGACCCCGUCACCGGCCGCACCCUCGAUGUGGGCGAGCACGACCUGGAGGAGCCCGGUAACGCGAAGCGGCAGGACGGCUUCUUCCACAAGGGGCUGUUGCAGGCUACUGAGAGCGACCAUACUGCUGGGGGACGCGCGACAGAAGUGAAAGUCGUCUCGAACGGGCACUGCCAUCUCACCGAGAACUGCAGACGUGUGAAGGGCGUGUGGCUCUGUUUCGGCGGUGGCGGAUCGUAUUCGGGCUACGGCAAAGUCGGGUUCGACCGUCGUUUCCGCAUAUACGACAUCUCGGACUACGGCGAGACGAUCCGGACGUACAAGCGCACGGAGCACGACGAGAUCGUGGACGAGAUGGUCGUCGCGGGGCGGGGCGCGCCAAAGCCGUAUGAGGGCGAGCCUUGAGGCCGUAGAGGUCGGUCGAUGGUGGCGACGUGUAAGAUGAUUACGGAUGAGCAUAUAGACAGUAUGCUGUGUAUUUGUCUGGAGCAUAGGAUUGGUUUUGGACGG
Messenger RNA from Trametes versicolor FP-101664 SS1, 2178 nucleotides. Its product is annotated as Metallo-dependent phosphatase. The record is from RefSeq and is a predicted model, not a curated record. Lineage: Eukaryota; Fungi; Basidiomycota; Agaricomycetes; Polyporales; Polyporaceae. The transcript has 9 exons. Bases 49 to 2073 code for a protein of 674 amino acids. Gene Ontology annotation, cellular component: cytoplasm. Gene Ontology annotation, molecular function: phosphoprotein phosphatase activity.